AACUUGAGUCAGGAGGAGGAAAGUUUUCAGGGUCGGGACAUCGUUGCUUAGCAGCUUCAGGCUCAGGACUCCGGCUGCCUCACGUUGGCUCUUUUCACCUCAGUUUAUCAAGGAAGCGCAGACGUGUUCCUGCUCGGCGUCUUCCGUCUGUCUGUGUGCCUCUCGCAGUUUCCGUGCCAAACAUGUCCCACACCGUGACGCUGAAGGGACCCUCUCCCUGGGGCUUUCGACUGGUGGGAGGACGGGACUUCAGCACACCGUUAACCAUCUCCAGGGUAACACCAGGCAGCAAGGCGGCCCAAGGUGACCUUUGUCCAGGCGACACCAUCCUGGCCAUCAAUGGCGACAGCACAGAGCACAUGACACACAUGGAGGCUCAGAACAGGAUCAAAGCCUGCACUCAGCAGCUCGCGCUCCACAUCAUCAGGUCGGGAUCAGGAGACAGAGUGUGGUCGCCGACUGUUAGUGAAGACGGCAAGACAAGUCCUUACACGGAGCCUGACUCACAGAAUUUCCGUCCCAUCAACAGCGGAUAUGGCGGUUACAGCCGUAAACCUUCAUACACCCCCGAGCCCCAGUCCCCACCGGCCCCUCAGACCACUCACGUGAAUAACGGACACUCCAGACCCAACAACGGCCACAGCUAUGGAUACGGAAACGGACACGCUCAGUACAACAACCCGACAGGGCUUUACGCUGGCAGCAACGGUGACAAGUUUCUGCCAAGCAAGAUGGGCGGCCUCAACCUCAGCGCCACACACAGCCCAGAGCCUCCUAUGCAGCCUCCUAUGCAGCUUCCCAUGCAGCCUCCUAUGCAGCCUCCCAUGCAGCCCCCCAUGCAGUCUCCCAUACAGCCUUCCAUGCAGUCUCCCAUACAGCCUCCCAUGCAGUCUCCCAUGCACUCCCCCGGGGGCCGCAAUGGUUUCAACACACAGUCAGACGUCUACAAGAUGCUGCAGGACUACGAGGAGCCUGUCUCUGAACCCAAACAGUCCGGAUCCUUCAAGUAUCUCCAGGGAAUCCUGGAGGCUGAGGAUGGAGGUGUGUCCCCAACAGAGAGGAUGAGAAACUUAAAGUCUCCAGUCAGGUCUCCAAUCCCCAAACUGGGAAGUCCCGUUCCCAGCCCCAUGUCUGGACUCCAGAAGCUCCCGCAGUGCACACGCUGCUGUAACGGCAUUGUUGGCACCAUCGUGAAGGCCAGGGACAAGCUCUACCACCCCGAGUGCUUCAUGUGUGACGACUGCGGCAUCAACCUCAAGCAGAGAGGCUACUUUUUCAUCGAGGACAAUCUGUACUGUGAGACCCACGCCAAAGCACGCGUCCAGCCCCCCGAGGGCUACGACGUCGUGGCUGUGUACCCCAACUCCAAGGUGGAGCUCGUCUGAGACGGAGGUGCAGCCCGUCCCUCUGUAAUAUAAGUGGGAAUCCAGAAUAUGGGAGGAUGGGUCUACUGAGUAUCUAAGCCUGGGUUUAUUUGGCUCCGUCAGGCAGGAAUUGACGAUCUUGGAUAUUGGGGUUUAACCUUUAGCAGAGUCCUAUGAAAUUUGUGUUUCAGCCUUUUUACACUGACAGACCCAAUGGAAUGCAAUAGACAUCAGGCAUCUUGACAUAUGUAAAAGCAUCUCCAACCUAUUAACAAGCUGAUAUUGUUCACUAUGUUCCCUUUGACGGCCCUCAUUUCUCAACUGUUGAAUCCUACACACACAAAAACAGCACAAAACAAUGUUCAAAUCCACAUCACAAGCACAUUACUAGAUCAUCCCAUGUAAAAAAACAAGAAAUGAGCAUUGCAGAGUUACCACAAGAGAUAUUUGAGCUGAGUGGGCUGCUUGCUGUGAUGAAGUCUGCAGGAGCUGGUGAUCUUUGCUGAAUUUGCAUUUCACACCAUUAUAGUGACAGUUUCCUAUAUUUGCCUCUGUUCUGCAAAGUCAUCUAAAGGUAUUGGCGAUAUAUUGUUUAAUGCUUAAAUGGGUUAAAAGGUUUAUUUUCAACUAUAACUUACAGUUACACAUUAUACUCCUGCUGCCGUUGGACUUUUGCAUUUGUAAUCUACAUGUUAAUUUUUCAGACUUUUAUACAGUUACAGAAACAUCUCUCUUUGAUUGUCACUUUUUUUGCUCUCUUUUCUGUUACGUGUAAUUCAUUAUAAUGGAAUGGGAAUGGAAUGUGCGUCAGUUUGCUUUGAGGUGUGGGUUUGCUGAACUACAACCCACAGCGACGCCUCCGUACACAGCUAUGAAAACACCACCUUCUGAAAUGUCAACAAAACUGCAGGAGGCAUUUUCAAAGCUCUGUGAGAGUCUUGGUUAGAUUUAGUAAAAGAUGUGAGCACAAAAACCUGAAUUCAUUUUCAGCAAAUUGCAACAAAAAUGAGGUUUUAACAAUGCAUUGAAUUUAUUCCCAACAAAGGAGAUAAAGUGCCUCUGGCUCGUGCACCUGACUGAGAGAGGAAUUUCAGCUCUCACCCUGAAGAAUUCAAGUUCACAGAGGAGAGAGCACAGAGUUCAGCGGGUGUGUUUAUUAAAAACACUCCGGGUUAACACUGCCCACUCGCCACAUCUUUUAAAAGCAGUCAUGUGCAUUUGAGGAGAUAGAGCCAUAGAAAACUGUUAGAAACUCAUAAAGUGGGGCUCCACAGCCGACAACAUGUGGGAGCAAUAUUCACUGUGUGUAGAGGCUUGGACCCACUGCAGAGAAACAUUACUGUUCCUCUUUUAGGAAGAUGGAGAGAGACAGAAGUUGGAGGUCUGCGUAGUUUAAUUCCCUUCCUACUAUGAAUUCAGAUUUCUGCUCACAGCCAAAAGAUAAAUGAAAUAUUUUUUUACUUUCCCUCUGAGAGAGAGGGAGGAAAGAAAUGAGGGGAUGCCGUAAGUUUUCUUCUCGUGACACGUGGUUUUUUUUACAAUAUAAUUCUUGGCAUGUUGUGAACCGGGUGGAGAAAGUGAGUCUAUGGUUUUAAAAAACUUUCCUAACAAAACUACUUGGAUCAUUUCAGAUGAGAAAAUGAACUUUGCCGUGCAGAUAUCCGUCUUUUUUUUUAGAUAUCAACAAUGUUGUGUAGCCACUGGUAUGCCAUCUGUACUAGUUACCUUGUAAAUUAUGUGAAAAUGAUAUUGCUACCACGUUGCUUCUUUGGUAUUGUAUAUAUUUGUUUUUAUGGUGAUUGCUUUAACAUAUAUAAAACAUGUCACUCACAUGCCUUCUGCAUAGCCUGUGUCUUUACAUGAUUUCUUUGACACAAAUCCUCUUUUUGUGUUUAACUUAUUGUUCCACCAACACACGUUUUUGUCCUGGAUAUUCUUAUUUUCUCUUUUUUUUUCUAGGACCUGAAUAAAAUGAGAAGUGAAUUACAA
Paralichthys olivaceus (Japanese flounder) is the source of this 3353-nucleotide messenger RNA. RefSeq names its product PDZ and LIM domain 4 (gene pdlim4). Gene Ontology annotation, cellular component: Z disc; stress fiber; adherens junction. Gene Ontology annotation, biological process: muscle structure development; actin cytoskeleton organization; heart development. Gene Ontology annotation, molecular function: muscle alpha-actinin binding; actin binding. The record is from RefSeq and is a predicted model, not a curated record. Lineage: Eukaryota; Metazoa; Chordata; Actinopteri; Pleuronectiformes; Paralichthyidae.